AUGCCUUCCACAAAUGGAACCACAACGCCCAGCAGCAGAUCAGGCUUUGAAGUCCUUGACUUGCACACGUCACAUUCCGGCGAGUUUCAUACGGAAGAUGUUGCGAUUGUAGGCCUAUCAUGUCGUACUGCUGGCGGAAACAACACACCUGAGAAGCUUUGGGAGUUCCUCCUACAGAAAAAGAAUGCUGCUGGCGAGGUGCCUCCGCAACGAUGGGAACCAUGGCGGCGACGGGACCAUCGCAAUGCCAAGCUCCUAGACAAUAUUAUUCGCAAAGGAUACUUCCUGGACAAUCUCGAAGACUUUGAUGCAGCCUUCUUCGGCAUCUCUCCUAAGGAGGCCGAGCUUAUGGACCCGCAUCAACGCUUGGGUCUGGAGCUGGCUUUGGAGGCGUUGGAAAAUGCCGGUGUUGAUCCCAAAAAGCUCACUGGGAGUGACACAGCUGUGUAUAUGGGUGUCGACUCGGAUGAUUACUCCCGCAUGCUGAUGGAAGAUCUUCCGACGAUUGAGGCUUGGAGUGGUAUCGGUACUGCCUACCAUGGCAUUCCGAACAGGAUCUCAUACCAUCUAGGCUUGCAAGGUCCCAGCACAGCAGUCGAUGCAGCUUGUGCAAGCUCACUUGUCGCCAUUCACCUUGCUCGCCAAGCCAUCGUGUCUGGCGAGAGCACUGUCGCCAUUUGUGGUGGCGUCAACGUCAUAUGCGCACCUGGACUUACGCAUAUGCUUCAAAAGGCCGGCGCUUUGACUACAGAAGGUGUAUGUAAGUCGUUCGACGACGCAGCGUGUGGAUAUGCACGUGGAGAAGGCGGAGCAGUUGUUGUGCUGAAGCGUCUCAAUGCAGCUAUCGAAGAUAACGACAACAUCCUUGCCAUCUUGAAGAGCUCUGCUUCCGCUCAAGAUGGUAAAACCAACGGCAUUAUGGCACCGAACUCGGAGGCACAAGAGCUUGUCGCUAGGCAGGCCCUGAUGCGAGCUGGUAACGUCGACCCACACACGAUCGACUACGUUGAAGCUCAUGCGACUUCGACGUCUCUAGGAGACCCUACUGAGAUUAGUGCGAUUGCCCGAGUCUAUGGUAUAGGGCGCUCGUCCGUUUCUCCCUGCUACAUCGGAUCCAUUAAGCCCAACAUCGGCCAUCUCGAGGCUGCAGCUGGCGCAAUCGGCUUCGUCAAGGCAGUGCUCAGUGUACAAAAAGGCCUCAUCGCCCCACAAGCAUUACUGAAUAAGCUCAACACCAAAGUCGACUGGGCGAACAGUGGUCUGGAAGUUGCCAGGGAGCAGAGAGCGUGGCCUCAGCGCGACGUACGGAGAGCAGCAGUGUGCUGCUACGGCUACGGUGGCUCUGUGUGUCACGCAAUCCUUGAACAAGCGCCAGUAAGAGCAGAAAGCGAUUUCACAGCAAGCGAGAAAUCGCCGGUGAUUCUCACGUUAUCGGCCAUGCAAGAAAAACGCUUACCUGCCAUCGCUGCUUCUUUGGCACAUUGGCUUACUGCAGACGGCUCGUCUGAAGAUCUGCAUGCUGUUGCACGAACGCUGUCUCAGCGCCGUGCUGCGUACGACUAUCGGGCUACAUUUGUGGUGUCUGACCACAAUGAUGCUGUCUGCACUUUGACCGAAUUUGCGAAGGGCAGGCCAGACCAAUGGACUACAAUCAGUCGCAUCUCCGACCCUGCAGCUAGUAAGGGCGCGGUCUGGAUCUUCUCCGGACACGGUGCACAGUGGCCAGACAUGGGAAAGGAGCUCCUGCACGUCCCUGCCUUCCACAACGCUAUCUCCUUGCUGGAGCCUGUCUUCCAGAGAGAAGCGGGGUUCUCUGUCAUCGGCGCAUUCCAGGCCUGCGAUCUGGGUGGCUCAGCAAGGGUUCAGAUUCUCACCUAUACCAUCCAAAUCGGUCUCACGGCAUUGCUCAAGUCGCGAGGUGUCGCGCCACAAGCCAUCAUUGGCCAUUCUGUUGGCGAGAUCGCAGCCGCUGUUGCUGCUGGCUGCCUGACCGAGGAAGAAGGCGCAAUCAUUGUCUCACGACGAGCGAAGUUAUACGCAACGAUGCAAGGCCAAGGGUCAAUGGCUUUAGUCACGCUGCCAUUCGAGAGUGUUGCACAGCAUCUGCUAGGAAGGAGUGACAUUGUUGCUGCAAUCAGGUCCUCGCCAUCAACCUGUGUCGUCAGUGGCCGCACUGAGGCUGUUGAAAGGUACGUCAAGCGCCUCGAGAAGGAGGGUGUCAAGCUUUGUAGAGUCGAAACCGACAUCGGGUUCCAUUCGCCUAUGCUUGACCAGCUCGCAUCCGCACUACAGAAAGGAAUAGGUCAAGACAUCAGGCCUCAACCUGCAAUCACACCAAUUUAUUCGACUUCGGCUGCUGAUCCCCGGACAACAUCGCUGCGCGGCAUUGAGUAUUGGACCAAGAACAUGGUGGACCCUGUGUGGCUGGUCGAUGCUGUCGAAGCUGCAGUCGAUGAUGGCUUCCGUAUCUUUAUGGAAAUCUCUACUCAUCCUAUCGUUUCCAAUUCCAUUUCCGAGACACUGUCUGCUCGUUCGAUCGAAGAUCCGGCAGCAUUCGGUAUCAUGGCCAAGGGCUGUUCAGCCGAACGCAGCAUUCUGAAGGCCAUCUCUGAACUCCACACGUUGGGUACGAAUGUCGACUUCAAUGCCUUAAUUGGAGCAGGACCGUGGUCGACUCAGGUGCCAAACACACCAUGGGUACACAAGCCGUACUGGAAGACCAUCUCCAUGGGCUCAGGUACCGCCUUCCAGCAGCAUAGUGUUGACACGCACACUGUGCUUGGCGGCAUCAUCGAAAUUGCCGGUAGUAAGAUGAAGGUGUGGACUACAAUGCUUGACGACUCUACCAAGCCCUAUCCCUUGACGCAUCCACUCGACGGUACCGAGAUUAUCCCCGCUGCCGUGUACUGUAACACAUUCCAGAAAGCCACUAGAGCCACAAUUCUGGAAGCUCUUGAGUUACGCGUACCCACGCCGAUGGCCUCCGACGUGCGUGAGCUUCAGGUUGUUCUCGAUGGAAAUGAGAUCCGCAUGGCUUCUCGCCUUAAGCGCGACGCUGUGGGAGACGAUGGCAUCGAACAUGGCUGGAUCGAGCACAGCUCAGCGAAAGGACUGAAAAUCGACAUGAAGCCCUUCCAACAGACCCUUUCGAUCUCAGACAUUCAGUCUCGCAUUGGCGCUCAGCUUCCAAAUAGCUUUGCUUGGGACUACUUGCAAAGUAUUGGCGUCUCCGGCAUUGCAUUCCCAUGGGCCGUACUCGAACACUUCGGCAACGACAAGGAGAUGCUUGUUAAAAUGGACAUGGACCCUGAUUCUCAGACACUGCCAUGGGACUCAACCAGCUGGGCGCCUUUUCUCGACGCUGCUACAUCCGUUGGGUCGUCCAUCUUCUUCAAGAACGUACGUAUACGCAUCGUCAGCGGUAUCGAUCAGGUGAUGUUCGUGUCUUGUGGCGCACCACCCAAGAUCGGCUAUUUGUUCAUCGAGGAAGCUUCUGAGGGUGAGAAUUUAAAGGCUGACAUCAGCAUACUAAGUGUGGAUGGUGUGCUCCUUACUAAGAUCAAGGGCAUGAGAUUCUCUGACGUUGAUGUUGUGGGCGACAAGAGAAAAUGCGUCGACUCGCUGGUUCACCGUUUGGCUUGGAUACCACCCAAAUUCUCCGAAACGCCAUUGCCCAUGAGUAACGUCGUUGUCGUGGCCGAGGACAAUCAAGCCGUAGACAAUUAUGUAAACGCUUUGGAGAUGACGACAAGAGUGGUCCUGGUACCUUCCUCUGAGCACCUGAAAGACCUUGAUGUAAUGGAUGUCUUACAAGGUAGCCACGUAGUCGUCUUCUACUUGCCUGGCUUGGUUGAGGCUGCAGAGGACAUCUCCAAGAAAGCUCAUGCUUUCACCUGCGAGACAGCCAAUAUCCUCAGCAUACUUGCAGAUAUGCCCAGAAUUCCAAAGCUGUUCGUCAUCACUGACAGUGCUUACAAAGGCCAGUCACCCACUUGUCUGGCACAGUAUUCACUCUACGGUUUUGCCCGAGUUGCAGCAUCAGAGUAUCCAGAUGUAUGGGGUGGCCUCAUUGACAACGAAGGGCCAGCUUUCCCUCUCCUACCUGUCAGAUAUGUCAAGGAUCAGAGUGUUGUACGCGUUCAGGAUGGCUUGCCUCGUGUGGCUCGCUUGCGCCCAUUCCCCAAAGAUCAGCAACGUGGGGACCCAUCCUGGAGUUUACUGCCACAGCCGCACGGAACAUAUAUCGUUACAGGAGGAUUCGGCGAUCUUGGCCUGGAAGUACUAGAAUUUCUUGUCGAGAAGGGAGCACGCAGAAUUGUGGUCAUAUCGCGACGUCCACUCCCGCCUCGGAAGGACUGGCCGUAUACCUCCGGCUCCAUGGCAGCAGCUGUCAAGCGAAUCACCAAGCUCGAAAACCUGGGCGCAACCAUUCACGCCGUUCCUCUCGACAUCGGCUCCCCCGGCGCAGCCGCCGACCUGUCCAUCGCCCUCGACCGCCUCUCCCUCCCACCAGUCCUCGGCAUCGUCCACGCCGCCGCCGUCUCAGGCUAUGGCUACAUCAAAGACAACACGGCCAGCUCAUACGCCUCCGUCAUGGCACCAAAGAUCCAAGGCGCACUCAACCUGCACACCCUCUUCCCUGCAGGCACACUCGACUUCUUCAUUCUCUUCUCCUCUAUCGGCCAGAUCAUCGGCACACCAGGCCAAUCCGCAUACGCGACAUCCAACGCGUUUCUUGACGGCUUGGCCACGCAUCGGCGUGCGCAGGGUUGCAAUGCUAUCGCCAUCCAGUGGACAGCGUGGCGCGCGCUGGGUUUGGCACGCGACACAGUGCUUGUGGGUCUGGAGCUGAGUAGUAAGGGCAUUAUGGAUAUUACGGUGCAAGAGGGGUUCCAGGCAUGGAUGUAUCUUGACGUUAUGGAAACUGCUCACGCGGUCGUUACGAAGAUGAGGGUACUGGAGCAUGAUGAGGUGGUGCCGUGUGAACUUAUACAAGAUGUGGUGCAGAGGAGGGCGGCAACUGCAGUGACAGCUGAAAGUGUGGCAACUGCUGCGGUGGUGGUGGCAAAGCCGAGGGCGGGCCCUGAGCUUAAGGCACAUCUCAGCGCUGAGAUUAAGAGUUGUCUUUCGCGUGUGUUGUACUCAGAUGUUGAAGAGAUCGACGACCGGGCGGCGAUCGCAGAUCUGGGUGUCGACUCAGUCAUGAGUGUUGCACUGAGGCAGCAGCUUCAGAAGGCGAUGGGCAUCACUGUGCCGCCGACGCUGACAUGGAACCAUCCUACUGUUGGACAUCUGGUGGGAUGGUUCUAUGCAAAGAUGGAGGAGAAGAAAUGA
Molecule: messenger RNA, 5334 nt
Organism: Didymella exigua CBS 183.55
Lineage: Eukaryota; Fungi; Ascomycota; Dothideomycetes; Pleosporales; Didymellaceae
Product: polyketide synthase
Exons: 2
Coding region: 1-5334 (1777 amino acids)
Biological process (GO): fatty acid biosynthetic process; secondary metabolite biosynthetic process
Molecular function (GO): 3-oxoacyl-[acyl-carrier-protein] synthase activity; phosphopantetheine binding; fatty acid synthase activity
Source: RefSeq, a predicted model, not a curated record